This is a messenger RNA of Bombus huntii, 3912 nucleotides long. RefSeq lists its product as uncharacterized. The transcript is spliced from 2 exons. The coding region runs from base 22 to 1233 and encodes 403 amino acids. Lineage: Eukaryota; Metazoa; Arthropoda; Insecta; Hymenoptera; Apidae. The record is from RefSeq and is a predicted model, not a curated record. Gene Ontology annotation, molecular function: zinc ion binding; nucleic acid binding.
UAAGUUUGUGUAGUGUGAAAAAUGGCAAACGUUGGGGACGAACGAUUGUCGGGUGAAGAGGGUUCGACGCUGGAGGAGCUGAGGAGUAAGCUCGCGCGAAUGAACCUCCCUAUAUCGGAUGCGAGGUCAGUGCUGAUUGCAAGGCUGAAUCGGGCGUGUAGGGCUGGACAAUCGUAUCCUAAGGGAUCGACGGGCGGUGAAGAGCUAACCGGUCAACGAGAUUUAGGAAACGUACAGAGAGCUGAGCGUGAUUGUAACGAAGAUGAAGAUGUUGAGAAAAUGAAUACGAAGGAGUUGAAGGAGCGCCUCGCUGGUUUGGGUUUAAAAACGACGGGAAGAAAAGUAGAAUUACGCGCACGGCUACAAGCGGCCAUGGAUGGUAACUACAUAUCGUCGGAAGAAGAAAGCGACGACGAAAGUGAGGAUGAAGAUGACAAGAAAAACGCAAGAGGAUACAAGAGAGAUACGCGAAGGGUGUAUCAGGACCGUGAUGAAUAUUGUCGAAGGGCAUGUGUUGGUUCGACACUGAGUUUUAGAGACGUCGAAGAUGCAUUAGAGUCGUUUAGUGGCGACAAAGGUGAAAAUGUCGAACGAUGGUUCGAGUCGUUCGAGGAAGUCGCUGAUACGUGCAUGUGGUCGGAUGGGCAGAAGGCAGUCUACGCCAGGAAGCUGCUGAAGGGAUCAGCGAACAUAUUUGCGAGCUUCGAGUGUCAUUCCAGGACUUGGCAUGAGUUGAAGAGGGGGCUAGUGAAAGAAUUUUCGAGGAAAGUCAACAGUAGGCAAGUACAUCAGAAACUUGAAGAAACAAAAAAGGAGAGUGAUGAAGCAUGUUUGGCUUACAUGUACCGCAUGCUCGAAAUAGCCAGCCAUGUGGACAUAGAGGAGGAAGCAAAGGUGGAAUACAUAGUGGAUGGAAUAAUAGACGACGAGAACAAUAAGGCUAUAUUGUACGGCGCUACGUCAAUCAAAGAGUUGAGGAAGAGGUUAGUGAUGUACGAAGAGCAGAAGAGUCGCAGAGCAAAGUCGAUUGUGAAGCCGGCUAAAACCCAGAAGAACGGGAAGCCCAGUCAAUCUGUAGAUGCAAUGAAGAAAAGAAGAUGCUUCAUUUGCGGUAGUGAGGAUCAUCUAAGUGUUAAGUGUCCGGAGAGGGGAGAAAGUGUUAGGUGUUCGAGUGCAGCGGAUUUGGACAUAUUGCAGCGAGGUGUACGGCACGACCGAAAGAGACUUGCGUAGUGUCAAGAUCCGAAAAGGGGAAGUAUGUGAAGGAAGUAAUCGCAGGAAUUAAGCUUCUAUUCUCUGAAAUUACUCUCAAAUCUCAGAGUCAACCCUUCAAAUUCUCCACACUGGAUCUUCGAUUCUUAAUAUUUGUAAUAUCGUAGAAUAGCUUUGAUUGGAGAUCGGCUGAAAUUAGAAAACACCGUGUACGUCGUCUUUCGUGAUUUGUUUACAUCCAAGAGCGCCUAGUAACAGUGACGCGAGAAAAGAUAAGCAGCGUCAAAACAGAAGUACGGUUCCACAUUUCAAGGAGUGGCAAUCGAGAGGCCAGAGUAUGUGAGCCGAAAAGUGUGUGUGUGUGUGUGUGUGUGUGUGACCGAGCAGGAAUGCAUUGGCGAGGUUCAGAGUUGAUCGAGACGUCGAAGCAUAGAGUCGUUAGAAUUGAGUUGCGAGUGUUGUCGAGUGUUAGAGUUGCUAGUGAGAGAGAGAGAGAGAGUUACCAAAUAGUUGUCAAGUUAUUUGAUGUAAAUACGAGCGUUGCAUUUAGUUUUCCUGUUAAUCAAACAUCGUUUCUCUGUCUAACUAAUAUCUGUAUUUUCAAUCCAUUAUUAAUAAAUUAUAAUUAAUCGGACAAAAUUACACCUUUAAUAUAUUCCGAUAUUACAAUAACUUACUUUUUUCUACGUCAAUGGACGUAGACGAAAGACGUUGAGUGAGGAAUUAGAACAAGUGUGGAUCGUUGGAAACCACUAUGCUGCGGUCUACCAUUCGUUUUACCCUAUAUAUACUACGGAACAAAGGAUAAUUUUCACCGGCUUCAUCAAGAGCACAUUUUCUAAGCUUUAUUAUUUAUUAUUACACCCAUUAUAUUAUAUUAUUACGAUAUUAUCUAAUUAAUUGUUGUUUAUUUAUUUUGAUGCUUAUAUUAACUGUUAUUUGAAACAUACUUUCAACAACAUAAUAAAUACAGAGUAAAGGUUAAUGAAAUUUUAAACAGCUUUUUCCAAAAGAACAUGUUAUAUCCGUGUAAGGACUAUAACACUUCUGUUUCCUCGUCAUGAGAACUUUAUGACGCAAUAAAAACUGUUGUCCUUGAAAAUUAUACUCCAGAUCAAUUUUGUAAUCCAUUUUUUCUAACAGAUCACCAUCUCCCACGGCUAUAACAAGUAAGUUUUUAACACUCUAUACACAUAGAAAACACGUAUUGAUUACGAUUCUGCUGAUUAAAACACGGAACGUCAAUAUAUUUAUUCACUAUGCCAACACAGAUAACAUUUACCACUGACGAAUAUAAUAUAUAUUUGAAAGGAUGGAAAUUUUAUUUAACCGACUAUAUGACCAUACUCGGUUAAGUAUCAACAGCGACUAUCUAUCAAAAAGAUUAAAAAUUUUAGCCAUGUGAUUUGGUCCCUUAAAGCGGGGAUUUUAGAAGUAAUAUUUUUAUAAUAAAAGAAUUCAUGAAAAAGUUGUAUUAUCAUAGAACUAAUGAUAAAAUGCCACCAAAACCUUUAAAUUUGUAAUAUUCGAAAGAAACUUGAAAUCUCGUUUAUUUAUUCGGCAACAAAAUCUGAUUUACCUUCAGGGAAUACCUAUACAAUUUUUGCGUAACUCUCUCUUUUAAACAAAACAUCAAAGCGUGUUGUUCCUAGCUUCAAAGGGCUUAACUCAAUUUUUUGAUCAAUUUUUUCUCGUUCCAUACGGUCGUUUCAAAGCUUAUAAUACCAUUUACACCUUUGCCUUGUAUUCCAUCCAUAGUUCCCAUGCAAUUUUAUUAUUAUCGUUCCGAAGAACCUUCGCACUUCUGCUUCGCUCGUGAUAUGUAUUCACAUUUGUUUUGCCAUUUUGUUUCGCCUUUCGGGAACGAUAUGUUUGGAAAUGAUAUGAUAUUGAAAACAAAUAGGCCAUUAAACGAGAAUGGAUGGAUUCAAACGGAAUUAAGUGAUCUCAAUUCCACAGCUUUGGCGGCUGAACGUGUUUUCCUUUCGAACGGUUUGCUCGCGUCAAAUGGUGCAAAUUUCAACAAGUACCCACAUGUUUACUAUUAAAUUCAUUUAUUUCUUUUUUAUUUAUUUAUUUAUUAUCUUUUUGGCUAGGUUACCUUCGACGCAUUUUGCGUAUUUCUUGAGCAAUUUGUAAGGUAUUAUUUCCUAUAUUAUUGAAGAAAGUAAUGAUUUUUAGAUUACCAAUAAAAGGUAGAUUUAAAUUUUAUACAAAUUGGCAUACAUUGGCAAUUGGCAUAAUUUAAGGAAAUUGGCAUACUGAGAUGACAAAUUACUGACAUUCCUUUAGUAUGUUAUGGAAAAUUUGUAAAGGUUUAAAAAUUGUUGGAACACUUUGCAUGGAAUAUAUAUUCUAUAUAGAAUACGAAUUCUUUCUCUUUCCUAAUUAUCGUUUACGUGAUAAAAUAAGGCGUUUCAAUUUGAAUUCAUUAAAUGUUGUCUUAAAUAUUCAAUUUGAAAAUUCUUUGGAGAAAAUCGAAGAAGAUUUAGAACUAUUUUUUAAUCGAUAAACGCUUCAAGAAUUGUGAACCACUGACCUAGGGGAACUUGAUUAAUCGAGGGAUACGAAUAGUUCAAUGAUAUUGCAGAAGCCAUUUACUGCGUUCCCCUAAUAUGAUUACAUCGAUAAAAGAGAGGUCACUACUUCUUCGCCAUAUUUCAUACGUAAAAAUAAAAAUCUUAUAUCAAAGCAAAAAAA